CAAGAGUCCCUGCUUCUGCGCCUGGAGAAUUGCUGCGAGCCAUGACUGAACCUCAGGACUACCAAACAUUUGUCUUCCUUGACAUUGAGUCCACCGGCUUGCCCAGAGACCAACCUGGCAUAGCGGAGCUGUGCCUCUUUGCUGUUCACCAAUCUUCCCUACAGCCCUCUCCGCAGACAAAAGAACCACAGCUCCCUCGCAUCAUAGACAAGCUCACCCUCUGCAUUGAUCCCCGGAAACCCUUUACUCUGGGCGCAGAGAGUAUAACAGGGCUGAGCAACCAAAAGCUGGAACAGAAUUGCAAGCCUGAAAUCAACCGUUCUUUGAUGGAGACCCUGAAAGGAUUUUUAGACCGGCAAGCUCAGCCCAUUUGCUUAGUGGCCCACAAUGGUCUCCGCUUCGACUUUCCCUUGCUGCGUAAAGAACUGUGGCAAAUAGGCACUGACCUGCCUGCAAAUACAGGAUGCCUCGACACAUUGAAGGCUUUGAAGGAUGUGCUUGGAGAACCGCACCUGAGCUAUAAGCUGGGAAAUCUGUACCAGCACUUCUAUAGAGAGGAACCAUCCAGAGCCCACACAGCUGAAGGAGAUGUGCUUACUCUUCUCCUCGUGUUUCUUGCGAAGGCCCUUGAGCUGAAGGCUUGGGCAGCCCAUCAGGCCCAGAUGUGGAAGGAGAUUCAACCUAUGGAUUUUCCCUACUCAAACAGGAUCUGAUCUCUGGGGAAAAAA
Molecule: messenger RNA, 728 nt
Organism: Protobothrops mucrosquamatus (brown spotted pit viper)
Lineage: Eukaryota; Metazoa; Chordata; Lepidosauria; Squamata; Viperidae
Gene: TREX2
Product: three prime repair exonuclease 2
Exons: 2
Coding region: 42-713 (223 amino acids)
Biological process (GO): DNA catabolic process
Cellular component (GO): cytoplasm
Molecular function (GO): 3'-5'-DNA exonuclease activity; nucleic acid binding
Source: RefSeq, a predicted model, not a curated record